This is a messenger RNA of Soboliphyme baturini, 438 nucleotides long. The record is from the annotation of a GenBank genome assembly. NCBI's taxonomy places the organism in Eukaryota, Metazoa, Nematoda, Enoplea, Dioctophymatida, Soboliphymatidae.
UGGGGCUUGGUUGAUCAUGGAUGCUAUCCUGACUGUAGCCCGAUUGAUGACGUCAAAGGGAUGAAAGACGAAGAAAAGAUCGCAAUUGUUUCUCGGUCGCAUGCCGGAAAUGUGGCAGCGUUUCUUUCCAAUUCUAGUUUUGAACGUUGGAAGGUAGUCACUGCUGGCGGCUCUGGGUACAAAGCGCUUCGUGUGUUAAAUGGUACGGCCAACAUGUACAUUCACGUGACUGAUAUAAAGUUGUGGGAUUUAUGUGCCCCAAACGCCAUUAUUCGUGCCGCUAAAGGGUGGAUGACGAAUCUUGACGGCCUGGACAUAUCAUUCGGUUCUCAAGGCUCCACGGUUAAUGAGCGAGGCGUUCUGGUGACAAGGUCACAUCAUUUUUAUUAUUUGUCGAAGAUUAUUCCUCACGUUGAUGUUCUACUGUCAAAAAAUUAA